GGCAGCGGCUCCAGCCUCGCUCCGGGGUCCCUUUCGGGGCUGACGCCCGCAAAUAUGCAGAAUUACCGGCCUGGUCGCUCCUAGAGCCAGCGCCGGGGAGCGAGCGCGGCGGCGGCCAGCACCGGGAACGCACCAAGGAAGAGGCCCAGUCCCCGCCCUCCGCCCCUUCCGUCCCCACCCCCUACCCGGCGGCCCAGGAGGCUCCCGGCGCGGCGGGCGCGGCGAGCGCGCACUCCCUGCUCCUCCUCCUCGGUGGCGCUGCCUGCCUCUCCGCACUCGCUGCUCGCGCCUGGCGCGCUCCGUCGGCUCCCUGCUCUCCGCGCCACCCUCCUCCGGGCCGCGCUCCCUAAGGGAUGGUACUGAAUUUCGCCGCCACAGGAGCCCGGCUGGAGCGCCCGCCCCGCGGCCUCGCCACCCCGCCGAGCCGCCAGCGCCUCGGGACGCGAUGAGGACCUGGGCUUGUUUGCUGCUCCUCGGCUGCGGAUACCUCGCCAGUGCCCUGGCCGAGGAAGCCGAGAUCCCCCGCGAGGUCAUUGAGAGGCUGGCGUACAGUCAGAUACACAGCAUCCGGGACCUCCAGCGGCUCCUGGAGAUAGACUCCGUAGGGGCCGAGGAGCCUUUGGAGACCAGCCUGAGAGCCCACGGGGGCCAUGGUGCCAAGCAUGCGCCGGAGAAGCGGCCUGUGCCCAUUCGGAGGAAAAGAAGCAUCGAGGAAGCCAUCCCCGCGGUCUGCAAGACCAGGACGGUCAUUUACGAGAUACCUCGGAGCCAGGUGGACCCCACGUCUGCCAACUUUCUGAUCUGGCCCCCGUGCGUGGAGGUGAAGCGCUGUACCGGCUGCUGCAACACCAGCAGCGUCAAGUGCCAGCCGUCCCGCGUCCACCACCGGAGUGUCAAGGUGGCCAAGGUGGAGUACGUCAGGAAGAAGCCAAAGUUAAAAGAGGUGCAGGUGCGGCUGGAGGAGCACUUGGAGUGCACGUGCACGAGCGCCAGCCCGAGCCCCGACCACCGGGAAGAGGAGGCGGGAAGGCGUAGGGAGUCAGGUAAAAAACGGAAAAGAAAAAGGUUAAAACCCACCUAACGCGGUCAACCAGAUGUGAGGUGAGGAUCAGCCAGCAGCCCUUUUCCGGGACACGGAUGUACAUGGCGUGUUACAUUCCUGAACCUACUAUGUACGGUGCUUAUUGCCAGCGUGGUCUUUGUUCUCCUCCGUGAAAACUGUCUCCAUGCACACUCUGGAGAACAAAGAGACAGUAUACGUUGUUUAUGUGACAUCAAAGCAAGUAUUGUAGCACUCGGUGAAACAAUAAGAAGCUUCCUUGUCAAAAAAAAGAGAGCAAACAAAACCACGAAACAUGACAAACAAAACUCACUCACAAAAAUAUCUAAACAUUUGCCGGAAUGGAGGGACGCCCCGAGGGAUGGAAGUGACAGACGUCUCGGCAGACUGGGUCCCUUUCCAGGGUGGUCACAGGUGCUUUGGCCAAGGACACAGAGCCUGCUUUCUGAAGGCUGCGAUCGGAUGCCGCCGGGCUCUGCAGGGGCACGCAGGAGCCAGGAAUGUCUCGGAAACCGCAUCUCCUUGCUGUAGUGUUUAAGUCUAUACAGAAACCUUCCUGAGAGCCUUAAGUGGAUUUUUUUUUACACCAUAAAGUGAUUAUUAAGCUUUCCUUUUUACUCUUUGCCUAGCUUUUUUUUUUUUCUUUUUCUUUUUCUUUUUUUAAUUAUCUCUUGGAUGACAUUUACACCGAUAACACCAGGCUGCAGUAACAGUCAGGACGGUGGGACGGUACCUUUCCUAGCAGGAUGCAAACAAAUGAGAUGUAUUAAAAUAAACAUGGUAUACCCACCUAUGCAUCAUUUCCUAAA
Balaenoptera acutorostrata (minke whale) is the source of this 1869-nucleotide messenger RNA. It is a transcript of the gene PDGFA, whose product is annotated as platelet derived growth factor subunit A. Gene Ontology annotation, biological process: positive regulation of ERK1 and ERK2 cascade; positive regulation of cell population proliferation; positive regulation of MAP kinase activity. The record is from RefSeq and is a predicted model, not a curated record. The transcript has 7 exons. The coding region runs from base 446 to 1081 and encodes 211 amino acids. Gene Ontology annotation, molecular function: platelet-derived growth factor receptor binding; growth factor activity. Gene Ontology annotation, cellular component: membrane. NCBI's taxonomy places the organism in Eukaryota, Metazoa, Chordata, Mammalia, Artiodactyla, Balaenopteridae.